AAAAGUCAUGAACGCCUCUGUUUUUCGUACUAAGACAAAAGAAAAAACAAAAAAAACUUCGGUGCGUUUCUGAUAGUACAUAGCUUCCCAAUAUAUGUCAACUAUGAACCAAUGAGAAAGCUUCUACGUAGUCAUUUGACUUGCUGACCUGCUAGAAAUGACCGUCAAAUCUUCGUUAAAUCACAUCUUAGCGUCUUAAAGGAAUUGGACAGACAUAUUGAAGAUAGUGGUUCUAUAUAACAUUGAAAAAUGAACGGAAUGGUCAAAGCUUUGCACAUAGGUGACCGGGAAAACACCUGUUCUGAUCAGGUAAACAUGACAACAAUUACAUUUGUGACAGGGAAUGCUAAUAAAUUAAAAGAAUUUACUCAAAUUCUUGGCAAAAACUUUCCCUAUAAAUUAAUUAAUGAAAACGUUGAUAUUCCUGAAUACCAAGGAGAAAGUGAUGAUAUUUCACGUGCCAAAUGUCUUGAAGCUGCUAAAAUUGUCAAAGGUCCAGUUGUUGUAGAAGAUACCUCUCUUUGCUUUAAUGCUCUUGGUGGACUGCCAGGACCAUACAUAAAAUGGUUUUUAAAUAAAUUAAAGCCAGAAGGUUUACACCGCCUCCUGCAUGGAUUUGAAGACAAAAGUGCAUAUGCUCUAUGUACACUUGCUUUCUCCACUGGCAAUCUAGAAGCCCCAGUCUUGCUAUUCAAAGGUCAAACAGAUGGAAAAAUUGUGGCACCUAGUGGACCAAACGAUUUUGGAUGGGAUCCUUGUUUCCAACCCGAUGGCUUUGAUCAGACAUAUGCUGAAAUGCCCAAAGAAUUAAAAAACAGUCUAUCACAUCGUGGGAAAGCAGUAAUGGCAUUCAAAGAGCAUUUUAUGAAUAAAACUAUGAAGUAAAUGUAAA
Octopus sinensis (East Asian common octopus) is the source of this 892-nucleotide messenger RNA. Its product is annotated as inosine triphosphate pyrophosphatase. Gene Ontology annotation, cellular component: cytoplasm. NCBI's taxonomy places the organism in Eukaryota, Metazoa, Mollusca, Cephalopoda, Octopoda, Octopodidae. The record is from RefSeq and is a predicted model, not a curated record. The transcript is spliced from 4 exons. The coding region runs from base 250 to 885 and encodes 211 amino acids. Gene Ontology annotation, molecular function: nucleoside triphosphate diphosphatase activity. Gene Ontology annotation, biological process: nucleoside triphosphate catabolic process.